Pseudovirgaria hyperparasitica is the source of this 567-nucleotide messenger RNA. RefSeq lists its product as uncharacterized. The transcript is spliced from 6 exons. Gene Ontology annotation, biological process: proton motive force-driven ATP synthesis. The record is from RefSeq and is a predicted model, not a curated record. The coding region runs from base 183 to 488 and encodes 101 amino acids. NCBI's taxonomy places the organism in Eukaryota, Fungi, Ascomycota, Dothideomycetes, Acrospermales, Acrospermaceae.
UAUCUUCAGGACUGGUGAGGUUGAAGUUGAGCAAUUGACUCGCCUUGGCACUCUAAGCCUUUUCGGGCUACUCGGGCAGCGAGUUCUCACGGAGUACCUAUCGCUUCCAUCAGGAUUGGAAUCUCCAGAUCCUCUACUAUCCACCACUCCCAUCUCGUUGCCACCCAUAUUCAGUCGUCGAUAUGAGCUUCAUUCAGAGGCGCGCGUUGUCUACUCUUAUUCCACCAAAGGUGUCCUCACCCACUGCAAUCGGCUCAGCCCCAGAUGCUGUGCGUAUGCAGAAGGUGGUGAGCUUUUAUGAGAAGCUCCCCCGAGGACCUGCUCCGGAAGUGAAGGCCAAGGGACUGCUAGGCAGAUAUCAAGCCCGCUAUUUCGGAAAGAACCCUUCAGCAGCCCCACUCGCUCAUCUGAUCGGAGCUCUGAUUGUCCUCGGUUAUGCGCAGAACUACUACUUCCACCUGCGUCACCACAAGAACAACGCUCAUUAGGCCUUUCAUAGCAGAUGGUUUAGUACGAUAAGUGAAGCAGUGUUGUAGAAAAUGGAAGUGUAAAUAAGAUAUAGAUCAU